Molecule: messenger RNA, 1445 nt
Organism: Lates calcarifer (barramundi perch)
Lineage: Eukaryota; Metazoa; Chordata; Actinopteri; Centropomidae
Product: tripeptidyl-peptidase 1-like
Biological process (GO): central nervous system development; proteolysis
Molecular function (GO): tripeptidyl-peptidase activity; serine-type endopeptidase activity
Source: RefSeq, a predicted model, not a curated record
UCUAAGGAAGGGAUACACCUGGGAGUGACUCCUGUCAUCCUGAGGACCCGCUACAACCUGACAGCAGCUGAUGUGGGAACAGCUCAGAACAACAGCCAGGCCGUAGCUCAGUUCUUGGAGCAGUACUAUCACCCGGCAGACCUGGCUGAGUUCAUGAGCCUGUUUGGCGGGAGCUUCCAGCAUCUGUCUCAGGUGGAUCGAGUUGUGGACCAGGGAGGAGGAAAGGCCGGCAUUGAGGCCAGUCUGGAUAUAGAGUACAUCAUGAGCACAGGGGCAAACGUCUCCACGUGGGUCUUCACCAACCCAGGCCGUCAUGAGUCCCAGGAGCCUUUCCUCCAGUGGAUGCUUCUGCUCAGCAACAUGUCUGAUCUGCCCUGGGUUCACACAAUCAGCUACGGUGAUGAUGAAGACAGCCUGUCCACUGCCUACAUGAUGCGUAUCAACACAGAGUUUAUGAAAGCUGGCAUCAGGGGAAUCUCUUUGCUCUUUGCCUCAGGUGACAGCGGUGCCGGCUGUAGACAUUUAGGAAAAGAACAAAACUCCUUCAGGCCCAGUUUCCCAGCCUCCAGCCCAUAUGUCACUACAGUAGGAGGAACGUCAUUCAAGAACCCAUACAAGGUCACGUAUGAAGUCACAGAUUACAUCAGUGGAGGAGGCUUCAGUAAUGUCUUCAAGAUGCCUGACUACCAGGUCAGUGCAGUGGAGGGGUAUCUUAAGACUGUUGCAGCAAAACUUCCUCCUCAGUCGUACUACAAUGUCAGCGGCAGGGCGUAUCCGGACAUGGCUGCCCUGUCUGAUAAUUACUGGGUGGUCAUCAACAGAGUGCCAGUCCCCUGGGUGUCUGGGACCUCGGCAUCAACCCCAGUGGUUGGAGGCAUGCUGUCUCUGGUCAAUGAUCAUCGGCUGCUGAAGGGCCUACCUACCUUGGGCUUCCUCAACCCUCGCCUUUACAAGCUCAAGGGACAGGCCUUAUUUGAUGUGACUGAAAGGUUGUCACCUGGCUGUCUGGACGAGCAGGUUCAGGGGCAAGGUUUCUGUGCUGCACCGUCGUGGGACCCUGUUACUGGCUGGGGGACGCCAAACUACCCUGCACUACUGGCUGCCUUGCUAUCUGAGUGAGCACUUCGUGCAGUUCAUGGAAGCAGGUACUAAACACACAUCUGAACUCUAGACCAGGUGCCUGAUGCCAAAGACUGGAUAGUGUAAUAGAGGGACACCGAUGCCUACACUUUAGAUUUACACCUCUUUGUUUUUCUUACAUGUUCAUUUGAGGUCGAAACACUGCAUUAUUCUAAUCUGCAGGAAUGUUUUUAUCUGUUAUCAUCACCACCUCCAUCACCUUAAAGACACAGCUCCUUUUAUCUGUGCUUUUUUUUCCUCCAAAAAGCUUAAAACUGUUGCCUUGAAUGUUUUUAGGUCAGGGAGAGUGGUACUUUGGGAUUUUC